GAGACGCGAUGUUCCUUUUUAACAGGGCACAAAAUUCAUUGUCUAGGAAUGUGGAUGUAUGAAUGUAGUUGUGGAGUCUCGGAUACUAGUUUCGAUAGUUCGAGGUUGAUCACCUGUUGGAAUCUUCCGAGCGAGUUAUGUCCAUGUAAAG
This is a messenger RNA of Striga hermonthica, 151 nucleotides long. The record is from the annotation of a GenBank genome assembly. Lineage: Eukaryota; Viridiplantae; Streptophyta; Magnoliopsida; Lamiales; Orobanchaceae.